Molecule: messenger RNA, 1024 nt
Organism: Alosa alosa (allis shad)
Lineage: Eukaryota; Metazoa; Chordata; Actinopteri; Clupeiformes; Clupeidae
Product: cadherin-23-like
Exons: 10
Coding region: 80-1024 (314 amino acids)
Biological process (GO): homophilic cell-cell adhesion
Cellular component (GO): plasma membrane; catenin complex
Molecular function (GO): calcium ion binding; cadherin binding
Source: RefSeq, a predicted model, not a curated record
AAGACCGGUGAUCGGAUCUCGCCACACUCACAGCACCGACGGACUCGGACGAGGCAGCUGUGUGGAGCAGGUGCAGGAGAUGUUGUGGCGUGUGGGCUCAGGUGGCAGGAUGACAGUGGCCAAGCUGCUCCUCUCCUCUUUCCUUCUGCAUUCUCUCAGUGAAGCCUCCAACCAGCCGCCACGCUUCCUGAACUACUUCUUCCGGUCCUACCUCCUGAUAUAUGAGAAUACGCCUGUGGGCUCCUCGGUGACCCAGCUUCAGGCGUUGGACCCUGAUGGGGAGCCGCUGAUCUUCGGGGUGGUGGGGGAGGAAGCCAUGCGCUACUUCGCUGUGGAGCAGAACACCGGGGUGGUGUGGCUCAGGCAGCCUCUCGACAGAGAGGCCAAGUCAGAAAUGCAGGUGGAGUUCUCUGUCAGUGACAGCCAAGGGGUGGUGAAGGACACAGUAAACAUCCAGAUUGGAGAUGUGAAUGACAACGCCCCCACCUUCCACAACCAGCCUUACACAGUACAUAUAUCUGAGAGUACCCCGGUAGGCACGUCCGUGUUCAUGGUGAAUGCCACCGAUCCUGACCAAGGCACCGGCGGCAGCGUGCUCUUCUCCUUCCAGCCGCCCUCCUCCUUCUUCUCCAUCGACGGGGCCCGCGGCAUCGUCACCGUCACCAAGACGCUGGACUACGAGAUCACCUCAACCUAUCAGCUCACUGUCAAUGCCACGGACCAGGACAAAAGGAGGCCUUUGUCUCGGCUGGCUAACUUAGCCAUAACCAUCAUUGAUGUGCAGGACAUGGACCCCAUCUUCACCAACCUCCCCUACAGCACCAACAUCGUGGAGGGAGUACCUCUGGACAUGUGGACCCCCAUCUUCACCAACCUCCCCUACAGCACCAACAUGGUGGAGGAACCGGCAGGACAGGAGUACAGGAGCCUGGUGAAGGACUUUGUGCAAUGGUUCAAACUAACUGAUCCAACAUCUGGUUUCUUCCAGUCCACAUCUCAAAUCUUUAUUGGGAGUCCCAUGUGA